UAUAUAUACUAAUCUCAAACUGAAUUUUUUGUGAAAGAUACACAAAAAAUGUCACAAUUGUAUCUUGUGUUUACACUAUAUCAAUUCUAAUUUUCCCCAUUUUUUUUUGCAAUAUCAGAUUCUAUAUAUCUGUUACAAGUGUAGUCAACUUCUCUUCUACUAUAUAAAAAGACCACUAACUGUGAACAGAUAAUGUUUUUCUCGGUCUCUAUUCAUCAAUCAAAGGAAAUUAGCAAAGAAAUGGCUGAUUCUAGGGAAGAGCAUGUUGGAGAAUCAAUAAGGCCAAGGCGGUUUCAAAGACACAGCGUGGAACAAAUUCAGCGGCUUAAAGGAUUCUUCAAGGAAUGUCAAUAUCCAGAUGAGGACCAGCGAAUCCAACUGGGUAGGGAAGUAGGGCUUGACCCUAAGCAGAUAAAGUAUUGGUUUCAAAAUAGAAGGGCUCGAACAAAGGUUCGGUUCUUAGCACGAGCGGUGCACGAGACUUUAUAGCCCGUUGAGGAGUGAUGUUUCAAGGAUUCGGGGUGAGCUGCUGGCUUAUCCAUGCCACCGGAUUCUUGUUCAUUUACUUAUUUAUGUCUUUCCUCAUUAAACAAUAUUAGUUGAAUGUUAUUUCAGACUUAUGAUUUUAUCUUUGUAGUUCUUGUACUGUGACACUCGAUUUUGGGAUGGUUAUAGCUCUUUUUUCUACGUAUUUAUGAUUAUGAGAUAUUAUUAAGACUAGAAAAAUGGUUUUCUC
Molecule: messenger RNA, 736 nt
Organism: Lycium ferocissimum
Lineage: Eukaryota; Viridiplantae; Streptophyta; Magnoliopsida; Solanales; Solanaceae
Product: homeobox-leucine zipper protein ROC8-like
Exons: 4
Coding region: 193-489 (98 amino acids)
Molecular function (GO): DNA binding
Source: RefSeq, a predicted model, not a curated record